Molecule: messenger RNA, 5866 nt
Organism: Siniperca chuatsi (mandarin fish)
Lineage: Eukaryota; Metazoa; Chordata; Actinopteri; Centrarchiformes; Sinipercidae
Gene: rhobtb3
Product: Rho related BTB domain containing 3
Exons: 13
Coding region: 1918-3777 (619 amino acids)
Biological process (GO): proteasome-mediated ubiquitin-dependent protein catabolic process; regulation of proteolysis
Cellular component (GO): cytoplasm
Molecular function (GO): ubiquitin protein ligase binding
Source: RefSeq, a predicted model, not a curated record
UGACAGCAGCUUCAGACAGGUGCUGUGGCUGGCUGGAAGGUCGCUGCUCCCCAGUCCUGUACCUCAUAUUCUUUUUUUUUGUGAUCAACUAUUUAUUGUUUGUAUAAGGAGCACCAUCACAGUCACAAAACUAAUACAAUGCAAAUAGUAAUACAACAGUUUCUUUGCCCACUCCACACCUCCAGUUCGUAGCACAGGCUUUCUGUUACACAUUUAAAGUCUUAAUAAUUAUUGUAAUAAUUAUUGCAAAAAAUAUAAAGGUGAAGUUGUUUAUGUGGCUUCUGUGAAAAAAAAGUUGAAUAAUUUAUUGCAUAGCCAUCCUGUACUUAACAGGCAAUGCAAAAUAAUUUGGUUAUAUAAUUUGUUAACCAUUUGAUGUAAAGAGUCAAGACAGCCUGUCUCAUUCAGAUUAUUUCUCUGUUGCUGUGCCCAUAGUGCAGGCUAACAGUUACAUGGCCCUAGAACUGCAAAUGCCAUGCCAUGGUUGGGUUGAGAACACAAAGGCUAUGGGGUAUGAUGUUCCUCUGUGCAUGAAUGAUGUUGGUUUCUGUAGCUGGCCUACGGCAAACUCACAAACAGUCUGAAGCCUUGGCCUAUUAGAUGCUUCGAAAACAAUCAAGAAAUGCACAGGGCCUUGGGUUACAUGGAUCGAGGGGGCUGUGACUUACAGCAAAGAUACCACACAUUAGAUAUCAAAACAUGAUAAUGUGGUGAAAUUGAGAAUCUUGGUACAAGGUGGGGACCGUCAUGUGCAGGUGGACAUUUGCAAUAGGUCAAGUGGAGGGCUGUUUGUCAAGAGAAAGAGCAGACUGUCUGGAGAAACUGCUUAGCAGGGCGAGUGCAUCUUAUUCCAGAGGGAGGGUAGGCUAUUGCACAAUGUGUAAGCAGCAUGGAACAGUGUUGCAGGGCAUUCAAACCCAUGGCCUAAAAACUCUCUUUGGUUUUAUGUCUUGCAUUAUUCAUCAUGGUUGUGAAUGACUCUGAUUAAAUUUUUCUUGCUGUAUAAGCAAAUAGUCUCCUAACACUUGCUCAUUAUGGUUGUCAUUAUUGUUAUCACUAUCAUUAACAUUGCACCCCAUGGUCGCACCUCUUGACCAUUCCUUUUAUGUCUAUUCAUGUGGUGCGGUGUUCAGUGUCUGUCUUUGUGACUCAGGGACAAGAGAAUGGAAGUUAUUGGCGCACAUGUGCUUUGCAUUGCAUUCGCCGGAGGAUAAAGCGCUUGUUCUUGAAUUGUUUAGAUGCAGCUUUGAAUGGACAACAAGGUGUAAAACUGUUUGAGUUAACAAAACAACACUGUCAUUUCCUGCACGUCGACAGCAUGGUCAUAUAGUGAGGGUGUUCGUGUGUGUUGGCGCGCGCAUCAUGUGUAUGCCCGCGUGCGUGCUGCUGAGUCAGGCGCGACCACUCUCUGUUCAGUCGUUGCUCGCACGCGCUCGCUCUCUCUCUCUCUCUCUCUCCCUCCAGUUGUUCUUUGCCAGUGAGACUUUGUUUUAUCCGCCGACGUCAUUCAUAUGGUCUGGACACCGAGGCGCGAGGCUGCUCUCUCCUCGUCGUUAGUUGUGUUUCCUACCGACUGGCAACUUGUUUGUCUGUUAGCGCAUUGGCUGCCCAUGGGCGCUGCUGUUCACACACUCUCCGGCUGGGCUGUCCGGUGCGCCUCUACGGUCGGUUCGGGACGGUAUCGGGUUCCGCUUUUAUGAAUGAAUAACGAGACGGGGAAAUGCGAGUGACUGCGAAACUCCCCAGCAGCCGGGCUCCCGGGGGGGCAGCCACCGAUGAGAGGGAUUAACGACGGAGCGGAGCCGCGGCUCAUUGCGGAAAAGCCGAGUCUGGUGACUGCAGACUGGCGUGGAAACGCGCCGUGAGGGAAACGGGCUCCAUAGCGUAGAACAGCGGAACAAAACCGCGGUGACCACAAUGUCCAUCCACAUUGUGGCUCUGGGCAGCGAGUGCCCCGGCGGAGUCGGGCCCGGGGAGGAGAUCAUGGGCCAGGGACAGCUGCAGGGAGGCCUGCUGUGGAGCUACCUGGGUCACGGAGCGCUGGUGGGACCCUGCGACUUGGAGAGCAGCCUACACAACCCGGCCUUCAUGGAGUACACCUCACGUGUGUUUGGAGAUGUCACUGUAGUGGUUCGGGAUUGCCCCAGCUGGGACUUGUUGGACAGCGAUUGGGCCAGCGUACGGAAAGUUCUUGAGCAGGCGGACAUCCUGGUCAUUAAAUAUUCAGUCACUGACAAGCUGGCCUUCCAGCAGGUCAGGAACGGCUACGCCCCGAGACUCCGUCCGCUCCUGAGGCACUGGGGUGUGCCUGUCAUCCUGGUCGCUGUAGGAGCACGGCUGAACGAUGAAGGCCCUCCCUGUACGUGCCCGCUGUGUGCGUCUGACUGGAGCAGCUGUGUGCCUCACAGUGAAGGUCUGCAGCUGUCCCGGGACCUAGGGGCCACCUACCUGGAGUUGCCCUCUCUCAACCACGUCUUUGUGGGUCGCUACUUCGGCAGCGUGCUGGAGUAUUUCAUGAUUCAGUGUCUGAAACACAAAGCCAAAGAGAGGCCAGAGAAGAGGCGAGGAAAUAAAGUGAACGAGCUUCGUCCCCCUCAUUUAGAACAACCAGCACGUCUUCCCCCUAUCCGAGUAGAGGAGUCCAGCUUCUCCCAGGACAUGCAGUGGUUGUUAGAGCGUGGUGUGCAGUUCGCCGAUGUGGCUUUCUACGCCGGGGACUCUGGGAAAGAGCUGGGGUGGGCACACGCGGCUGUGCUGUGUGCUGUCAGCCCGUACUUCAGACAGCUGCUCCUGGGGCCCAAGACCAGAGAACGUCCCCAGUCGCGGUGUGCUUGCAGAGAGCGGGAUGGAGGCCCCCAUUCGCUUCUCUCCACCUGGGACGGGGGGAUUAUCGAUGACAUGCCACGAUCAGAAGGGCACCUGACAGGACGCCUCUCUCGUCUGGUGGUGAAGGACCCUCUCCUGUGUAUGUGCUUGUGGGAGACUUUAAUGUUCAUUUACAGAGGAGCGUGGGAGUGGGACCACCUUCAGGAGGCCCUGGAGGAGAAGCUGAAGAAUUCGCUAGCUGUGGCUCAGCUUAUGGAGCGCAUACGAUCCCUCAUCGGCAGAGACAGGGGCCCCAGGGACACCCCGAGUGCUCGGGCGGCUCAGCUUGGCCCCCAGACUCUUGUCAACCUCUUCAAUUCUCCUCUUUACUCUGAUGUCAUCUUCAUGGUGCAAGGGAGUGUAUUGCCAGCCCACCGGGCAGUGCUGGUGGCACGCUGUGACGUCAUGGCGGCCAUGUUCAGUGGGAAGUAUGCAGAGGCCCGGAGCAGAGUGGUGCCCAUCCACGGUGUCUCCUCAGAUACCUUCCUGUCUUUCCUGGAGUACCUCUACACUGACUCCUGCUGUCCUGCCAGUGUGCUGCAGGCCAUGGCUGUGCUGGUCUGCGCCGAGAUGUACCAGGUGAAACGUCUGCAGCAUCUGUGUGAAGUGUGUGUGUGUGCUUACCUUCAGAGCAUGCCCAGUAGAGAGCUGUCAUCUACAGGUAUCAGCGUGAUUCGAUUACUCCGCCGAGCAAAGUGCCACAAUGCAGAGCAGCUGUAUGUCUGGCUCCUCCACUUCAUUGCCAACAACUACCUGAUCUUCAGUCACAAACCUGACUUCCUGGAGCUCUCAGAGGAGGAGCGUGAGCAGGUGGAGAGGCUACGCUGGCCAUCCAGAGGCUACCUGCAGGAGCUCAGCGAGUACCAGCAGCGGCGACGCAAACUACGCAAGUCCCGCUGCAUAGUCAUGUGACCCCACCUGGAUGCCAAAAACCUGUGGAAAACGGGGAGGGGAGAGCAGUGGGUGGAGACCAGGGAGAAAAUUAUGACAAAGAGUGAGACUGGUCAUCAACACUUGGAGAAACAGACACAGGAAAGAGUUUUUUUUUUUUGUUUGUCCUACUAGAUGAAUAAAUCUGUGGGACACAGAGAAAAACGUCUUAAGACUCCUUAACCAAUAGGACAACUUCGUUGAGCAGUGACAUACACCACUGUGACACGCCUCUCUUCCCCCCGAGGAAUGACUGUGCAUCCUUUGCAUAAUGACUAUUCCAUCAUGGGCAAUACAAAAUGACUGAUCCUUAAAACCCAAUAUGAAUUUAAAAUGACUGGCUGGCCACUGGCCAGAGGCUCUGUGAAAGAUUAUAUUUUGAUUGGCGGAUGCAAAAUUUCAAAGAUGAACAGUGACAUAAAAUGUCUCCAUUAUGAGUACCAAUAUAUCAAAUGACCACACAUCUGUUGGAAGACAGCAGAAUCACGUGCAGACUGUUUCAAAUAACAGUAACAGGUAAUGUGACUUCAGGUUGAAAAAGCAGGAAGGAAACUGUGCUGAAGAGUUUUCUUCUCUACUCGACACCUGGGGAUGUCUUUGUAUCUUCUGUACCCUGGACACACGACUGCUCUGUCUUAAAUUAAACCUUGGCCCACAAUGCAUCUGUGCCCUGUCGGAUCUAAAUUGUGAACGUGUGCAUGUGCAGCAUUUCUUAAGCUGAAAUAACUCUUGAGCCUCUAACUUCUUUGUGGCUCGAUCAGUAUUUCAGCCGAGCGGUGACCUACAUUAACACCGAGAGAGGAAAGCAACUGGUAAUGCUGCUGGUAGCACAGUCAUGCUCAUUUUCAUCUGUAUUCUGACAGAAACUCAGUUUAACAAACGAGCAGGACCAAUUUAAUUACAAUUCUUUUAUUAGAUUCUUUCAGAUCUACGAAGCAACAUCAGUGAGUGACUCAGAGGCGGACUGAUUUUAUUACCAUGUGAGAUGGAAUACAUUUUGGUCGUAGUCUGUGUCAAAUGAGGCCAUCUCACUUUCAUCAAGAAAUGGCUUGAAAUUAAAUCUUCAAAUUAAACUACACAUAGCCUGUAUCAAAAUCAAGUGCUCUGUACUCCAAAUCCAGAACAAUAAUCAAUGUAUUUUUAAAUUGAAAGCCUGUGAGCUGGACUUUUACACCAUUUCCUUUGCAGGUUAAUAUGAAAUACUGUUGAAACUAUUCCUUAUCUAUUUGCAAUAACAAAUAAUAAUGGUCUGUCUGUCACAUAAAAAAGCAAAAGCCUUUUGUAGCAAUUACGUGUACAGAAGCGGUAUAAAGAUUUAGGGAAAAACAACCAUAUCAUGAACAUAAGUUGGUACACUAAAAACCACAAUGCCUCUGGGUGGAUACACAGUGUUUAUUUUAUCCUAUUUUUUAAUUUGAGAGGUUGUUUUUAAUCAUAAUGAGAUUAUGAUUUAUUGGUGCUGCAAUUAUUUUUGUAAACUACAAUGUAUGUGGACAUGAUUAUGACAUUAUGAUUUUUUUUUUUAACAUUGGAGUAGAGACAACUGGGUCACACUAUUUUACAGUCUACUGUUUCACUGGUAUUUACUUAAAAGGUGCAUGAUUACAAAAAAACUGGGGGACAGGAAGACAGAACAACUUAAUUUGCCAGAUAAAGCGUCACCAAAAUGCAGCCAAAAAAUAAAAAAUAAACUGACAUUUUACAGCUAUUUUUUAUUCAGUGGAUCAAUAUCGGUCAAUAACAGUCAUCAAACAGUGUGUAACUGUAUUUGUAUCCAGUUCUUGCAGUAUUUUAGCAGAGGUGUAGCAGCAGGCUGUGUAUAUAGUACAAGACAGCUACCACUGUGACCACACAUCAAAGUGUGUGUCUACUGAGAAAUCCUCAGAUAAAUCCCAGUCUACUCUGAAAAACAAAAUCAGUAACUAACAGUUGAAAAACUGGACUGUAAAACAAAGCGUACUCAGUGCUGCAUCCACAUCCAGAGUAUGGAGACACACAUGUGGUGCCAGUGUUGUACAGACUGUAGAUAACAUGACGUCUGACUUUAAAUAAAGACAUGUUUUAGAAUGAA